AUGACCAAUGUUCAUAUGCCUGUUCGUGAAUGGUUGUCGGAAAAUGGAAUAAAAGCGAAGAAUUUGGAAUUAUUUGCUUAUCUUGUGGAUUGCAAAUUUCCUCAUGUAUCUUCCAAUAAAUGUGAUUAUAAAGUUGUAAUCAAUUGCAUUAUUAUUAUAAGAAUGGCCUUUUUCACUUUCAGUACCAAUAUUCUACCUUUUCGACGAGAUCUUACGCUAGUAACUCCAGAGACACUUGGUUCGGCAAAAGAUUGGCUGAACGCUCUAACUUGCGGUGGUUCAACAAAUACCAGACUAGCAUUGGAAUAUGCUCUCUCGGAUAUCUUGACGGAGGAAGUUUAUCUUGUCACAGAUGGUCGGCCUGAUCAACCAACUGAUGUUCUUUUGGCCCAAUUUGGUCCAUCCAAAAUACCUAUUCACACAGUCAGUUUUCAUUGCUACGAUACAAAAGCCAAUGAAUUUUUAGCGGGGUUGUCCAAAGCAACUUGUGGUCGUUUCAACUGCUUCGAUAGGGAAGGUACUACUAUUCCCGUUUAUGAGAGUGAAGACAUUCGACUCUUACGGGAGGAACUGCUGAUCGGUAAAGCUAGUUUAGAGAUGAUCCGAGAACUUUAUCAUCAAUGCUACUCUAAGCAAAAAGGAAGGACGGAUAUUGUAAAACCAACAUCAGCUAAAGACAAUAUUACAAAAGUUGAAGACGUUUUGAUCUCUCCUCUUAAGAUGCGCAAGAAAAAGAUAGGAAUAAACCACCCAAAGAAGGAAGCAAUAUCUCUCGUGAAUAAAGAUGAAAAAGGCUUGACAAAUAAGAAACCAGUCGAAGAUCUUAUAGCUGUAGAUAAAUUUAAUGGUAUCAUUUACUUUUUGUUCAAUAGUAGCAAAGGUCCAGUUAAAUCAAUCGAAAUUUGGCUAAGCAAAUAUGGAUUGAGGACCAAGAAACUGAAUCCAUAUCACUUGGUUAAACCGUUCAUUCUUCGGCUUCCAGCAAUAUAUCGAAGGAAUUUGCACGAAGAAACUUUCGCUCAGCAACUUUUCGCAAAGAUGCAUUCAGUCAUUUCAGCAUCUUUUGAUGCAGAAUUAUUCAUUAACCAUUGCUCUAAACUAAGGGAUUCAAUAAGCACAAUCGAGAGGUGA
Messenger RNA from Rodentolepis nana, 1131 nucleotides. The record is from the annotation of a GenBank genome assembly. Lineage: Eukaryota; Metazoa; Platyhelminthes; Cestoda; Cyclophyllidea; Hymenolepididae.